AUGAACGGAACAAUCUCGGAAGACUUGUCCCACGUUGCGCCAGAGUUCGGACCCUUACCUAGAUAUAACACUGGCUUUUCUACCAUUCUUGGUAACGAUCAGAACGGACAUUGGAGUGAGCGCAAUCUACUGAGCUUAGAUGGCGGCGGCAUCCGCGGAUACUGGUCACUCCUAGUCCUGGAGAGACUGAUGCAAGCUAUCGGUGACGAAGAGCGGAAACAAGGGGGAGGACAGGAACGCUUCGAUAGUUUUCACCCGGAACCUCUUCCAGACUAUGUCACACAACGCGUUCUCGAACGCAGCAAUCAGCGUCGUGAAAACGAUCUAGAUGCACAAAGUUUCCUACCUUGCCAUUCCUUCGAUGUUAUCUGUGGUUCUAGUACGGGAAGUCAACGCAUCUUUGGCAAACCUCGGUGGGUAUCACAACGCAGCAUUGGAAUAGUGCGAUGGCCAAAGUACAAUGCCGUUUGUAUGGAAGAGGCUUUCAAGGACGUGACUCAACGGCGCGGCGAAAAGCCUUCUCCCAACCAGCAUGCUGCCACUUCGCCUUUGUUCCCCACAUCCCGUGGAACCUGCUCAAUGUCCGCUACAACAAUGCUAAGAACGGAAGGCAAAAGAGGUAGUUCGAAAAAGCUACAUUUAUUCCGGUCUUAUAAUCACAAGAACCGUGACGACAUAUCUUAUGAUGGCGAAAUUCAAGUAGCCCGUGCAGCUACCGCCGCCCCCUUGUAUUUCACGGAGCUCCAGUACAAAUUCAACUCAGAAGAUCGCUUUGGACUCACCAAUAAUCCUACUCUCCUUGGCAUACAGGAAAUCGAAAAUCUUUUCGGCCAAGAUAGAGUCGGAGUUAUUCUUAGCGUUGGAAUUGCCAGAGAUAAUGAAAAACCUGGAAAGAAGGGCAUCCUUCAUAGACAUGUUGCGAAUUCGUUGAAGCGCCAAACCCGACCUUACUAUUGGCGGCUCAACGAUAAGAAUGGCCUUGACCUUGAACUUGACGAUUGGAAACCAAAUGGUUGGUUCACUCGGGAAUCACUGCGCGGCCACAAACCCCUAGAGAAAAUCACGAACGGGUUUAAUGCUUGGGCGAUGAGGUGGGAAAGCAUCCAGAUGAUUCAACAGACUGCAGAACAGCUUUUCCGGUGUUUAUCGAACGAGUGUCAAGAUGCGUACAGCUCCCGCGGGAAAUUUAACGACCAUUGGCGCGAGUUUCACGAAGGUUAUGAAAAUGCUGAUAGAUAUCGAGAUCCCGAAUUCACGGUGUGGGUAUAUCCAGCAGCGAACUGA
This is a messenger RNA of Cucurbitaria berberidis CBS 394.84, 1284 nucleotides long. RefSeq lists its product as uncharacterized. Gene Ontology annotation, cellular component: membrane. Gene Ontology annotation, biological process: arachidonate metabolic process. The transcript is spliced from 8 exons. Bases 1 to 1284 code for a protein of 427 amino acids. NCBI's taxonomy places the organism in Eukaryota, Fungi, Ascomycota, Dothideomycetes, Pleosporales, Cucurbitariaceae. The record is from RefSeq and is a predicted model, not a curated record.